GACCUAUUGAAUAAACAAAGGCGUCACACAUGGCGUCUAGGUUAUAUGCCCCAUCGAGUUCAAAAGGAACUAAACGGCCAUUAAGCAGAUCAUCUUCUGAAACGAAAACAAAACGAGUCAAAACUGCCAAUGGUGAAUUUCUGACUAAUGGUACAAAACACAAUAUUGAAGGUACAGUAAAAUGUAAAUUCUGUUAUCAAAUAAAACCAGAAAUUGUGAGUAUUCCUUCUGAUGCUGAAAUUGAAUGUAUUGUACUCACAAAUGAUGUUUUAGCAAAUAUUUACACAGAUAAAUUAGAUGUUAUAAGUCAUAAUAUAACUAACUAUAGUAUUUAUGACGAAAAUGGACACUUGUGUUCAAUGGAUUCAGGAAUUAUGGAAAGAAAUGUACCAAUAUAUUUAACUGGUUAUGUAAAACCAAUUUAUGAUCAUGAUACCUGUAUUGAAAAUGGAAUUGCAGUUAAAGAAUUAGGGCCCAUUUUUGAGUGGUUUUUAACAACAUAUGAUGGUGGUUCAAAGGUAAUAAUUGGUGUUUGCACUGAAUUUGCUGAUUAUUUAUUGGUUGAACCACAUCAAAAUUACAAAAAGUACAUGACAUCUGUAAUUGAAAAGAUACAUCUAAGUAAACUAGUUAUAGAAAGAAUAUUAGAUAAUCAAGAAUCUGACGAUUCAACUUAUGAGGAUGUUUUAAAUUCUGUAGUAAAUUCUAUAAAUCCUGCAACAAAUAUCAAAUUUACCGAAGAAGAUCUCAUUGCUCACGCCCAAUUCGUACUUGAUCAAGUAAUAGAAUAUGACUCAACUGCUGAAUAUCGUUUCCCAUUAGUUGAUACACAAUGUAUUGAAACAUUGACAGAACUUUCAGGAGCUGUGAAACCCACCAAAGCACCUCGUAGAAGAUUAAAUAUACGUAGAAGAAAUACUGUGAAAGCUGAUAUUAGUAAAAGAGAGUUCAGUAAAGCCACUACUACAGAACUAGUAAAAAACAUAUUUGAAAAUAUGUUUGCUGCACAAUUGGAUAAUGAUGGUGAUAAAGAAAGUGAAGAAGUUUUACAAGAACAUGUUAAGACUGUAUUUGAUGAUAUUAGAUUAUGCAAAUAUGCUUUUAAGAGACCUCCAAAAUCGAAUAAGAAAAUAUUUAUUGUUGCAAAACAAGAUUCUUCUACUGAUCUGAUAAUUGGUCGUAUUGAAUACAUGUUUCAAAAAAACUCUGCAACUAUGGUCCACAUAGUUUUAUUUAUGCAUGGUAAUAAAACAAUACUUGGCGAUACAUCAGACCCUCGGGAAAUAUUUCUUCUAAACAAAUGUACUGAUAUUAAUAUUAAUAAUGUAAUUCAAGUUGUUGAUGUAACAUAUAAAAAGCCAUGCAAAGAUUGGUUCAAUCUCGGGGACUCUAAAUUAGAAGAUAUUACAGAACCAAUUAAUAGACAAGAAAUAAAUACAUUUUUUUUUCAAUUUCAGUAUAAUGAUGAAUGUGCACGAUUUGAAGAUAUAGAUAGUUCUGAUAUAGAUGAUACUAUGCAUGAUCCAAAUGAAAACAAAAUAUGUAGAAACUGUGUAAAGGAAAAUUUGGAAAAAAAAUCUCAAAUUCCACAAUUACUUGAAUAUGUAGAAAAAAAAAAAGAUUUAUAUUUUUUUUAUAAUUUCAAAUUAUUGAAUGAAACAUACAAAGUUGGAAAUUUUAUUUACUUACAGCCUGGGAUAUUUUCAAAAACUUCAAGAUUAAACUUUGUAGAACAUAGAUCAUUCGUAUUAAAUGAUACAAAAAAAAAUAAAAAUAGUCCAUUAUUAAAAAAUGUUGAUGAAACUGAGUACCCUGAAUAUUAUCGAAAGACACUGGAAAAUUCAAUGCGUGGUUCCAAUGAAUCAACCCCAGAUCCUUUUGAAAUUGGAGAGAUUAUAGCAAUAUAUGUUACUAAAGGUGAUAAAAAAAAUAUCAAAGCCAUUAUAAGACGUAUGUAUAGAGCAGAACAAAUUAGCAAUGACAAAAGUUUGGAUAUGAAUAUGCUCUUUUGGUCAGAUGAGGAGUUUGUAAUAGGAUAUAAUGAUAUAAUUGCAAAAUGUUAUGUAUCACACAUUGCAAACAUUAAAGAUCCCAUGGCUUGGUUUGUUGGUGGACCUGAUCGAUUUUACUUCAAAACUAAAUAUGAUUUUUUAACUGGCUCCAUUGUUCCAGAAUAUAAACUUCCAAGUAAAGCAAGACUGGUUGGAAUGGAAGUUUAUGUUAAUUAUAAUUAUAGUUAUGUAAAGGAAGAUAAAAUACAAUAUAUACCAGCUCAUAAAAAAAUUAAUCCACUUAGAGGACUAGAUAUAUUUGCAGGGUGCGGUGGAUUGUCUAAGGGCUUAGAAGACAGUGGAUUACUGAAUACCGAAUGGGCUAUAGAGAGUGAUGAUAAAGCCGCUGCUGCCUUUAAAUUGAAUAACCCCAAUUCAACUGUAUUUAUUGAAGAUUGCAAUCAUUUGUUAAAGUUAGCCAUGUCUGGUAGAAAAACUAAUGACAAAAAUCAAAAGAUACCACAAAGAGGCGAAGUAGAUUUUAUUUGUGGAGGUCCCCCAUGCCAGGGAUUCAGUGGUAUGAACCGUUUCAAUUCUGGUCAAUAUUCAUUGUUUAAGAACUCUUUGAUUGUUUCAUUUUUAUCAUAUAUUGACUACUACAGACCAAAAUUUUUUGUUAUGGAAAAUGUUAGAAAUUUUGUAUCAUUUAAUAAAGGUAUGACUUUAAGAUUAACUCUUAGGUGUAUAACACGUAUGGGCUAUCAAUGCUCUUUCGGUAUUCUUCAAGCCGGUAAUUUUGGUGUACCUCAAACAAGGAGAAGGUUGAUAAUUUUGGCAGCAGCACCUGGUGAAUCAUUACCAUUGUAUCCAGAGCCCACUCAUGUGUUCAAUAAGAGAAGCUCGAGUGUAAAUGUACAAAUUCACGAUAAAAAAUACAGAACAAAUUGCAAAUAUGAUGAAUCUGCUCCUUUAAGAACAGUUACAGUGUACGAUGCUUGGUCAGAUUUACCUGAAAUAACAAAUGGAGCAAACAACGAAGCAAUUCCCUAUAAACACAAACCUAUAACGCAUACUCAAAGACUACUGAGAUAUCCUAAAAAUAGUUUUGCAGAAUCUAUAUUAACGGAUCAUAUUUGUAAAGAUAUGGCACCUUUAGUGCAAGCCAGAAUUGAACUGAUUCCUACACGCGAUGGAAGUGAUUGGAGAGAUUUGCCGAAUAAAGAAGUAAAAUUAUCCGAUGGAACUAUAACUAACAUUCUUAUGUAUAACUAUCAUGAUGUAAAGAAUGGUAAAGGUCCGGACGGUGAAUUACGUGGAGUCUGCGAUUGUGCCAGUGGAAUGGCUUGUAGUCAACAAUAUCGUCAGAACAACACAAUCAUACCAUGGUGUCUCCCUCAUACAGCAAACAGACAUAACAAUUGGGCCGGUUUAUAUGGGCGUCUCUCUUGGUCAGGAUUUUGUUCAACAACAAUAACCAAUCCAGAACCUAUGGGAAAACAGGGCAGGGUGCUACAUCCGGAACAACAUCGUGUUGUAAGUGUUCGAGAGUGUGCACGAUCUCAAGGGUUUAAUGAUUCAUUUUUAUUCUAUGGCCCAAUUAUUAACAAACAUCGGCAAAUUGGAAAUGCGGUGCCCCCUCCUAUGGGUAAGGCUAUUGGUCAUGAAAUAAUUAAAGCUAUAUCCAAAAAAUCUCAGAUGUAUAAAUAAGAUUACUAGGGAGAAUACAUUUAUUCUUCUAAGAAAUUAAUAUAUUUUUCCAUAUUUAUUAAUUCAUUUAUUAUUUUGCAUUUAUUAUUAAUCAACCUUAUAUCAUUAUUAUUUUUUUUCAUCAACAAAAUUGAAUUAUUAUUUUUUUUCAUCAGC
This is a messenger RNA of Cinara cedri, 3854 nucleotides long. The record is from the annotation of a GenBank genome assembly. NCBI's taxonomy places the organism in Eukaryota, Metazoa, Arthropoda, Insecta, Hemiptera, Aphididae.